GUCAACCACUACUUGUCUUUUGCUUGGACCUCUAUAUUCCAACUCAACAUGAGUCGCAGUAUUCAUCAGUCUCAUUCUUCUGCUGGAUCUUUCAAGGGGAUCUGCAAAAUUGGUCAUUCCUUUAGUAACUUCAGUCACAUAGGAUCUGAAGUCCACCGUGGAGGUUCACAUGUUUCCCACCAUGGAGGGUCACCUAAACUCCAUCAUGGAGGAUUUAAUAUCUCCCAUCAUGGUAGUUCUCAUAAUGUCCAUCAUGGAGGCCACUACAGAGCCCCCAGUGUCCAUGGAGGAUCAGGAGGCAAGGGAAUCUCUAUCUCCAGAAACUCUUCUUUCACCGCACACACUAGCCAUAAGAAGGGUAUGCAUGGCAGCAGCUCAAGUGGCCACAGUGGCUGGAAGAAAGAUGGUCUGUUCAAUGUCAAUGAGAAAGAAACCAUGCAAUGCCUGAAUGAUCGCCUAGCUUCCUACCUGGAGAAGGUCCGCUUGCUGGAGCAGGAAAACAAGCAGCUGGAGAGGAAUAUCCGAGAUUGGUACGAGAGAAAUCAACCUAGUACUCUCCCUGACUUCGGUAACUACUUCAGGACUAUCCAGGAGCUCCAGGGCCAGGUCUCAUCGGCUGCGGUGGAAAAUGCCAGGAUUGUUCUGCAGAUAGACAACGCUCGUCUAGCCGCUGAUGACCUCAGAAACAAGUAUGAGAUGGAACUCCAGCUGAGUAACAAUGUGCAGUCAGAUAUAAAGAAUCUACGCGGAGUUCUUGAAGGUCUGAAUCGCGAGGUAUGUGACCUGGAUGCGCAGGUCCGUAACCUUCAAGAACAGCUGCAGCAGAUGAAGAGGAAUCAUGAAGAGGAGGUGAACUCCCUAAGAGCUCAGCUGGGGCAGAGAGUCAACGUGGAAGUGGACGCCGCUCCAUCUGUAGACCUAAACCGAGCUUUGUCUGAAAUCCGGCAGCAGUAUGAAAAUCUAAUGGAGAGGAACCUGAGAGAAGUCGAGAGCAUGUUCCUGCAAAGGACAGAAGAACUGAAUCGUCAGGUGGCAUCUGGAGCCGAGCAGCUGCAGUCCGUACAGACUGAGGUCAUUGACCUGAGACGCACUGUCCAGACCCUUGAGAUUGAGCUUCAAAGCCAGUUGAGCAUGAAAUCCGCUCUGGAGGGCACCUUGGCAGAGACCGAAGCCACUUACAAUUCCCAGCUCUCCCAGUUACAAGGCCUGAUCAAUGCUGUGGAAUCCCAGCUGGCGCAGAUCCGAUCUGACCUGGAGCAGCAGAACCACCAGUACAGGAUCCUCAUGGACCAGAAGACCCACCUGGAGAUGGAGAUCGCCACCUACAAACGCCUACUGGAAGGACAUGACUUCCAUUCUUCAGGACACCAUUACUCAGGAGCUCAUGUCAAGUCUCAGCACUCAGUGUCGAUUCACAGUGUCAAAGGUCACGUAGCACACAAGUGCUAAAGAUCAGCGGAUGACCAUUCUUGUUAGUGAUACCUUUGUGAUUUCAUUGUUAUUCCUUUCGUUGUCGUACAUAUUGACAUCACCUGUGUCAGGGUGGGAGCUCAAAGCUUCUCCUCGAACUCAUCAAAUGGUGUUCAUCGACAGUAAAUGUACUCUGCUAGUUCUCUCUCAUGUCUUGAUGUCUGUAUUUCAUUAAUAAAUCCUUCAUGCAAAUAUAAUUCUGUGUGCU
This is a messenger RNA of Spea bombifrons (plains spadefoot toad), 1678 nucleotides long. Its product is annotated as keratin, type I cytoskeletal 19-like. The coding region runs from base 49 to 1449 and encodes 466 amino acids. The record is from RefSeq and is a predicted model, not a curated record. Gene Ontology annotation, molecular function: structural molecule activity. NCBI's taxonomy places the organism in Eukaryota, Metazoa, Chordata, Amphibia, Anura, Pelobatidae. The transcript is spliced from 8 exons.